AGCGCGGGUUGGGCGGGCUUCUGCCGGGGAGUUCUCGGCGAUGUCGGUCAUCUUCGCGCCGGACUGGCUGCGAGGGAAGGCCAAGGUGAACCAAGAGACAGUCCAGCGGCUCCUGGAGGAGAAUGACCAGUUGGUGCGUUGUAUCGUGGAGUAUCAGAACAAGGGCCGCGCGAACGAGUGUGUCCAGUACCAGCAUGUAUUACAUAGAAACCUCAUUUACUUAGCUACCAUCGCCGAUGCCAGCCCAAAUGGCACUCCAAAAACAAUGGAAUAAUCCUCUCUGGGUUGACUAGUAGGUGGAGUGAGUGGAAUAAAAUCCAUUUCCCAUGAAAGGCAGACUGCAUCUUCACCACAAGUCUGCUGUGGAAAACACAAAUGAAACUUCUGUGUUUUUUUUUUUUUUAACUGUGAAGAUAGCUAUUAACUUGCCCUCCUUCUCAAUGCCAUUAUUUAUUUUAACAGUUAAGUUAGACCUCUCAC
Molecule: messenger RNA, 480 nt
Organism: Dipodomys spectabilis (banner-tailed kangaroo rat)
Lineage: Eukaryota; Metazoa; Chordata; Mammalia; Rodentia; Heteromyidae
Product: SS18-like protein 2
Exons: 1
Coding region: 41-274 (77 amino acids)
Biological process (GO): positive regulation of transcription by RNA polymerase II
Cellular component (GO): nucleus
Molecular function (GO): transcription coactivator activity
Source: RefSeq, a predicted model, not a curated record